Molecule: messenger RNA, 1497 nt
Organism: Elephantulus edwardii (Cape elephant shrew)
Lineage: Eukaryota; Metazoa; Chordata; Mammalia; Macroscelidea; Macroscelididae
Product: zinc finger protein 658-like
Exons: 2
Biological process (GO): negative regulation of transcription by RNA polymerase II
Molecular function (GO): DNA-binding transcription repressor activity, RNA polymerase II-specific
Source: RefSeq, a predicted model, not a curated record
GCACCAUUGCUGCUUGACAAUGCAGUCAUCUUCUUCAGCCCGGAAGAGCGGGCCUUAUUGAGGGUUGCUCAGAAGAAAGUCUACAGGGACGUGAUGAUGGAAAUCUUGGAAAAUCUGGACUUCAUAGUAGAGAGAUCUUUUCAGUGUAUGGAAGGUGAGAAGAUCUUUUCACCGUCGGAUCACCUCGUUAAACAAAGAGGAAUUCACACAAGACGAUAUGAACGUAAGGAAUGUGAUGAAGCAUUUUCAAAGUCCAGGCACCUCAUUAGACAUAGAAUUCACGGAAGACAGAGGCCUUAUAAAUGCAAGGAAUGUUUAAAGACCCUUUGUCACUUUUCUCAUCUUAGAAGACACACAAGAACACACACAGGAGAGAAGCCUCUUGAAUGUAAAGAAUGUGGGACAUCAUUCCCACGGUUAACUGCUCUCAAAGAGCACAGAAAAAUCCACACAGGGGAGACACUUUAUCAAUGUACAGACUGUGGGAAGAUAUUUUCUCAGUCAGAUCGCCUCACUUCACAUCGAGCAGUCCACACAGGAGAGAGACCUUAUGAAUGUCAGGACCAUGGGCAAACAUUGAGCCAGUCACGUCCACUCAAGUUACAUAGAAGAAUUCACUCAGGAGACAGACCUUACGAAUGUCAAGAAUGUGAGAAAACAUCUACCCAGUCAUGUGUCCUCACGUUACAUAAAAGAAUUCACACGGGAGAGAGACCUUACGAAUGUCAGGACUGUGGGAAAACAUUUUCACAAUCAAGUCACCUCACUAGACAUAGAAGAAUUCACACAGGAAAGAGACCUUAUGAAUGUCAGGAAUGUGGGAAAGCUUUUUCACAUUCAGGUGCCCUCACGGUACAUAGAAGAGUCCACACAGGAGAGAGACCUUACGAAUGUCAGGAAUGUGGGAAAGCAUUUUCAAAUUUGAGUAACCUCACUGUACAUAGAAGAGUUCACACAGGAGAGAGACCUUUUGAAUGUCAAGAAUGUGGGAAAACAUUUUCCCUAUCAGAACAGCUCACUCGACAUAGGAGAAUUCACACAGGAGAGAGACCUUAUGAAUGUCAGAACUGUGGGAAAGCUUUUACAGAUUCAGGUGCCCUCACUGUACAUAGAAGAGUCCACACAGGAGACAGACCUUAUGAAUGUCAACAAUGUGGGAAAACAUUUUCACAGUCAGUUAAGCUCACUCGACAUAUAACAGUUCACAGAAGAGAGAGACCUUAUGAAUGUCAUGAAUGUGGGAAAACAUUUUCCCAAUCAAGUCAGCUCAAGAUACAUAGAAAAAUUCACACAGGACGAAGACCUUAUGAAUGUCAGGACUGUGGGAAAACAUUCUCACAUUCAGGUCACUUCACUGUACACAGAAGAGUCCACACAGGAGAGAGACCUUGGGAAUGUCAGGAACGUGGGGGAAACUUUACGCAGUCAAAUUCGCUCACGUUACAUAGAAGAUUUCACACAGGAGAGAGACCUUUUGAAUGUCAUGAAUGUGGGUAA